AUGGAUCCUGAAAUAUUAUUAUAUGUUAAUAAAGCACAACUUUGCGAUGACGAAGCUCGCCUUCUUUUCAAUCCUCCUUGUCAACUCUAUUUGCAAAUCAUUGGAUUUAUUUCGCCUAAUCCUAAUAACGUUAAUUCUAUAGAUAUCCCAAAAUCUCAAAACGCUUUUCUCUUAUACCGCAAAAAUUAUGCUGCAAAACGUAAAUCUCUUGGGUGUAGAAAGAAUUGGAAAAUUAUUUCAAAGGAAGCCGGAGAUGCCUGGAAGAAGGAAUCGGACAAAUGUCAUUCUGGGAAAUCAACUACCAAAAAAAUUUAUCUUUGUUACUCAACAACAACCGGAACCACAAAAAGAAAAUUCUUAUAA
Molecule: messenger RNA, 363 nt
Organism: Entrophospora sp. SA101
Lineage: Eukaryota; Fungi; Glomeromycota; Glomeromycetes; Entrophosporales; Entrophosporaceae
Source: the annotation of a GenBank genome assembly